Messenger RNA from Rhizoctonia solani, 879 nucleotides. RefSeq names its product methyltransferase domain protein. NCBI's taxonomy places the organism in Eukaryota, Fungi, Basidiomycota, Agaricomycetes, Cantharellales, Ceratobasidiaceae. The transcript has 5 exons. The coding region runs from base 1 to 879 and encodes 292 amino acids. The record is from RefSeq and is a predicted model, not a curated record.
AUGCCCAGGCAAGGUCCUCCCGAAGCUUCGUACCUCACGUACCUAAUUCCCCGGCCUCAAUCCUGGACAACUUCCGCGCAGGCAUGGCAUCGAUCAUCGGGUAUCGAUAACUUCAGUCAAGACCAUCGGCCUCUAACAAUUCAAGAAUCCCGUACCACAAUCGAGCGUGGAACAACAGGUUUAAGGACAUGGCGUGCCAGUCUCGAUCUGUCAGAGUGGAUCCUGCAAAAUCAUCAUAUCGUAUCGUCAGCACGAGUUCUUGAGCUUGGGAGCGGUGUUGGUCUUCUUGGGCUAUUGGUUGCGACCCUACAACAACUCAGUCGGCCGACCGUUGUAGAACAAAGCUCCUGCAUAUACAUGACAGACGUAGAUGACGAUGUUUUGGCGAGAUGUGGGCUCAACGUUCGGCUUCCUUACAUGCUUGCCGACAAUCCUAACGUUCAUGUAAGGGCACUUGACUGGGAAGACUCUGUCAAUCCCAAUCGAGAACCAUUCGUGCUUUCGCUUUUGGAAGAAAUUGACGCAGACGUCGUACUAGCUGCUGAUGUGGUCUAUGACCCGUCGAUCAUCGCACCACUCACGCGUACCUUGCGUCUCGCGUUGGAACGGCCGUUUCCGGCUGAGCGAGACUUGCACGGCGGAGCGAAUAGCCAACAACCAUUUCAGCUCGGCUCUCCCAGGAGUGCGUACAUCGCUCUCACCCUUCGUCGGGAGCAAACAUUCUCGGAAUUUUUAUCUAGCGCGGGCGAAGAACAAGAAGGCCUUUUUGUUGAAUUCAUUGACAUGGAUCUACCCCCGGAUGACGCACGUGUCUUUUGCACCGACAAUAUUUCGGGAGCAGCCACUACACGGCUGAUGCGUCUAGCCGUGGCAGGGUGA